GCCCGCGGCUCGGUCGCCGCUGCUGCGGCUGGCAGUGAGCCCCAGCCCCGGCCUGCUGCGGGGCACGGGGCGCCGGGCGGGCUCUAAGCCGUGCUGCUGUUGUUCGUCCGCAGCGCCGUGUCCGUGCCCCGAGGGACGAGCAGCGCCCGGCCCGGGAGGGAUGCUCCGGGAGCGGCUCCCCGGCUCUGCCUCCGCGCUGCCCUGACUCGAGAGUGGUGGCAACUCCACAGAAAAGUUAAAUGUCUUCAGAGGACAAGGAGGCUCAGGAGGACGAGCUGCUGGCUCUGGCCAGCAUCUACGAUGAGGAUGAGUUUAAGAGAGCAGACUCUGCCCAAGGGGGAGAAACAAGAAUUUGCCUGGAGUUGCCUCAAGACUUCAAAAUUUUUGUGAGGGGCAGUUCCACAGAGAGCCUCCAGAGCAGUGGAUUCGAGUACUCCGUGUGCUUCCUGCCUCCCCUCGUGCUGAAUUUCGAGCUCCCACCCGACUACCCAUCAACCUCCCCGCCCGUGUUCACCCUCAGUGGGAAAUGGCUCUCCCAGGCCCAGCUCAGCGCUCUUUGCAAGCACUUGGACAACGUGUGGGAGGAGAACCGAGGCUGCGUUGUGCUCUUUGCCUGGAUGCAGUUUCUGAAGGAGGAAACGCUGAAUUACCUGAAUAUCUCCUCACCCUACGAGCUGCAAAUGUGCCCUCAGGGGAAGGGGCAGGGCCGGACAGGAGUGGGGCCCCCCGAGGCUGGGAAGGACUGUGGGGGUGCCACAGGCUCUGCCACAGCUGAGGAGGAGAUGGUGGAUGCCAGGGCCGUGCAGGAUGUGGAGUCCCUGUCCAGUCUGAUCAGGGAGAUCUUGGACUUCGACCAGGCGCAGAGGAGGAAGUGCUUUAACAGCAAGAUGUACUUGUGCAGUAUCUGCUUCUGUGAGAAGCUGGGCAGUGAGUGCAUGCACUUCACCGAGUGCAGCCACGUGUACUGCAAGGCCUGCCUGAAGGACUACUUUGAAAUCCAGAUCAGGGAUGGACAGGUGCACUGCCUCAACUGCCCCGAGCCCAAGUGUUCUUCUGUCGCCACUCCAGGCCAGGUGAAGGAGCUGGUUGGGGAGGAGCUGUUUGCCCGCUACGACCGCCUGCUGCUGCAGUCCAGCCUGGACCUGAUGGCCGACGUGGUUUAUUGCCCCCGGCCUGGCUGCCAGACCCCCGUCAUGCAGGAGCCCGGCUGCACCAUGGGCAUCUGCUCCUGCUGCAACUACGCCUUCUGCACCCUCUGCAAGAUGACUUACCAUGGCGUGUCCCCCUGCAAGGUCACUGCAGAGAAAUUAAUGGAGCUGAGGAACGAAUAUUUAGAAGCAGAUGAGGCAAAUAAAAGAUUUUUGGAACAACGCUAUGGCAAGAGAGUGAUUCAGAAAGCCCUGGAGGAGAUGGAGAGUAAGGAAUGGCUGGAAAAGAACUCCAAGUCUUGUCCUUGCUGUGGGACCCACAUUGAGAAACUGGAUGGCUGUAACAAGAUGACCUGCACAGGGUGCAUGCAGUAUUUCUGCUGGCUCUGCAUGGGCUCCCUGUCCCGGGCCAACCCCUACCGGCACUUCAACGACCCCUCCUCCCCCUGCUUCAACAGAUUGUUUCAAGCCAUGCACAUUGAUGAUAGGGAGUUCUGGGAAGUGGAAGAUGAUAAUCAGUAGCUUCCUCCAGCACCAAAAGGGAUGAGGAUGUGACCAGUGAGGGUACAAAGUAUCAGGAAGAGAUGAACUUGAAUUCUUCAAGAUACUGACAAUUACCUGUUGUUCUCAGUUGAUGAAGUAUUUAUUUUUAAUUAACUCUUCCUAUAAGAAAUUUGAUGGUUGAUACUUUUGCUUCUGGACUAGAUCCUUUCUUUCCACUGGUUUUGCACUUUAAAUUAUUUCAGUAACAAAAUUGUUUCCCCUAAAGUCUCAGCAAGUGGUUUUGAGUAUGAAUGUGAUUACUGGAGGCAAACACUGAUUUUUUUUACAAGUUUUUCCACUUGCAGAACAGUCUAAAAGGUUAUUUGGAAAAUAAAGCUGCAUGUGCUGUGUUCAAGAACAGUAAGGCCUGGAUGGAAAGCUCUGGAGCUGAGACUCCUCAGCAACUGCGUGUGAUCACAGCUCACUCAGCUCUGACUGAGACUUAAUAAAUUUAUCCUGGGAUGUGUGGCCAAAACAAGUGGUGCUUCAGUUCCCUGUGCAGAGGAGGAGUCUGCACUGUUGGAACUGGCACCGAGAUUAAAGAGAUGGAAGGAAAAGGAAAUCUCACCUCAGCUGAAUCUCUAGGUCAGUGUGUAGGUGAAGUGUAUGUUGUGGAUGGUUUGUUUUUCCUGCACUAAAUUCAAGUCACUAAGUUCACCUUAGGAUGGUAAAUGCAGUGUCCCUGUUUGUCUUCCUUCUGGCAUGGAUUUGGCAGCACAGGUGUGCCCAGGUGCUCCUGGGAGUGGGACAGCCCAGAGCUCCCACCUGGAGCUGGCAGGGCUGUGCUCUGCUGGUGGGAUUUAAUGUGUUCAGAGUGCCUUCCCACCCCGAGGGCCCUGCCUUGCCCUCCGAGGAAAACCUGCCAGCAAACACUGGGCAAGGAAGGGGAGCAGCAGGAGCUCUUCCCACCACACUGCCUCCAGGACUGCUUUGCUACCACGAGCACACUGAGACCAAGCACCAGAUACAGCCAAAUGUCACCAUUUUAAAAAACUAAAGACAUUUAGUGAACAAAGUUACAUUACAGAUCAACAACUUACAAAACUUCUGUAUAAAGAAAAUAAAGUUUGCCCAGUUUUCUUGCCCCUUAUGUGAGAGCACUGGACAGAAAUC
This is a messenger RNA of Lonchura striata (white-rumped munia), 2804 nucleotides long. Lineage: Eukaryota; Metazoa; Chordata; Aves; Passeriformes; Estrildidae. The record is from RefSeq and is a predicted model, not a curated record.